AACAUCAAACGGGUGAAUGAGUUUUGAGAUGAAAGAUCGACUGCUUUUACUGCAAGUUUGGGAUCACCGCGUAAUUACGAGAAAUAUUCAAAUUUUCUCACUUCUUGGUGUCAGCCAAGUUUGAAAUUUUCCACCGAUUAUAUAUUUUUUGCGAAUUCAUUGUUGGCCAUGACUGAAAGAAGCCGUGUAGACACAGAAAGAGGCUUGGAAGCGGCGUGUAGCAACCUAGUAGACAUCGAACUUUAUGCCCCAAAUGGAGGAGAUAUUCACCGAAGAGCAUCUCAGGAUAUCGCAAACCAGCCUUCUUCAGAAACGCAGAAGGCUCCACGCAUCGCUGAUCCCCCGUCUUCAAAAGAUGUUUAUCACGACAAGUAUGUUGACCAGGCUAAUUUAAACAGAGCAACGCUUUGUAGCAGAGGAAUGGACAAAGGACAUCCAAAACAAUUUACAAGACUCGAGCUUAACGGGUGUCAAGAAGACGACGAACAACAAAAACAUGUUACUGAUAACAAAGAACUUUUGACGAAAACGCCAUCAGAAAGUGAAAAGGAAGAGGGAAAUUACGAAGAGCUUAUCUGCUUAGUUCGACAAUUUUAUGUAGAAAGACCAAUCAACCCAUCCGCUAUUGCUCAUCAAAACAUUGAAACAUGUUAGGAACACUGGAAAGUGUAGAACUGCCUUAAAUGAGAAAACAAAUAGAUGCCACAAACCUGGGCCUCAACUGAUGAACGCUAUUUGAAACCUAUUGUUAUUUGUCUCAAUAUCUAAAUACAUGUGUGUCCACAUCUAUUUAGAGGUCGACGCCUGAUUGGUUAGCUAUACUGACGUCAUCUAAUGUUGUACUUGGCAGCUUUUUCUACAAAUUACCAAUGAGCAAACUACAAAUAGAUUUCAAAUAUUGGGCAAGGAAUGUGUUCUCUUCCUUAUUCUCUCUUAGCUACUACUUUUUAUAGCUGUUGCCUUGUGAACCCGUUCAUUUCUGGAACGGUGAAACUUUGUUUCUCCUGAGUGACCUAAGUUUUACGUGUGUCAAUGAAACCUUAGUUAUUAUUGUACCAUUCAAAUGAAAGUUAUUGCUAAAAAGUUCGCUCCAACCUUAAAUUCCAUACAUGUAUGACCUUUCAAAUGUAAGUUAUUGAGUGGUACUUUCAAGUGGUAUUCUUUAUUAUUGUGUACAAAGUGGCGUAAAGGGAGGUCUGUGCAUAAAACCCAAGUAUGCGGCCGUUUAUAAAUAAAAGCUAUUGUGCGCAAUUUCAUGAGGUACAACUAAAUGUUAAUUGCGGUGUAAUUGCUGAUUCUAACAGUGAUUCUGUGAAUGAAAGCUUACUCAGUGUUCCAUCUCGACCUCUGUGUUUACUUGAACCACAAGUGCAGUUGCACUUGAAUGCAGCCUGUGUGAACAA
Messenger RNA from Orbicella faveolata, 1403 nucleotides. RefSeq lists its product as uncharacterized. Lineage: Eukaryota; Metazoa; Cnidaria; Anthozoa; Scleractinia; Merulinidae. The record is from RefSeq and is a predicted model, not a curated record.